Molecule: messenger RNA, 1824 nt
Organism: Mesorhabditis spiculigera
Lineage: Eukaryota; Metazoa; Nematoda; Chromadorea; Rhabditida; Rhabditidae
Source: the annotation of a GenBank genome assembly
AUGCCGAAAGCCGACCCACCAUCGCCUCGCUUCGAUGGACGCAUCUAUCUGGAGAUGCCGCCAGUGGAUUUGCCCCAAGGGACGCCAGCCCUACCCAGGACUGCAUCUACGCCCAUCAUCUAUAGCGCCAUCCCGGCGUCGCGGAUCAACUACAUGAGAGUGCAGGAUGGUGCUCGAAUGAUGCGGCCCGCCGGUUCUCCCACUGGGGUCCAAUCGCUGCGGCAGCUGCACGCGGGCGGCGCUGAUCAUCCGUACGCCUACAUGUCGAGGUCGGCCUCUGCCGAGAAUCUGCUGAAUGAAAUGCCCCGAUUGCGCCCGGAAGUCGCACACCAGCCACAACAACACCUACAACAGCCACAGCGCCUGCCAAGAAGGGACAUGAACGCGUCGGGGCAAUUGAUGUACCGUGUGCAACAGCUGAGACCGCCCGGUCAGCAACAAGGUGUUGCGCUCCAAUCGCCAAACGUGCGCCUGGACGACGGCUUCAUCCGGCCGGAUCCUCCUCGAAACCCUCGUCGUGCCCUCGUCUACGAUGAUGACCCACCGGGGCACAACCCACCUCGACAGAUCGUCUUCCGCAAUCUACAGGGCCUGAGCGGCGUUCGUUUGCCGGAUGGCUACGUUCACGAGUCGCCCAAUCAGCCGAGAGUGCAGCAGCAGCAGCAGCCACAGUAUGAUCCGCUUCACAACUCACCGUAUGCCGACCGAAACAGAGGCCUCUAUCGACAGCAGCCCGGCACGCCAAACGCCUCGAUUGGCCCAACCGUGCGUCAGAUUCGUCAGCUGGCCCCGCCAUCGCAACCCGCCACCGCACAGCCGCCAGUGGCCCAAUCGACGCCGAUCAAGCGCGAGCCGGCCCCGGCCCCGGCCCCGACCCCGGCUCCGGUGCCGCAGAAGCCGCUGGUGCCAUUUGGGCCCCCGAUUGCCCCGGUUGAGGCGUGGGCACAAACAGCGCUCACAUGCCUGCACGAACUGCGCGCCGUCAUCCGGCAGAUCCCGUAUUUCGUCAGGCCCGCCGAGAAGAUCCCGACACGAGGCGACCUGGUGGAGUCGAUGCGGCGGCUGGGCGAUGCUUACAAUGAACUUCGCGGCGCGGUCCGGCAGCCGUGUGACGAGAGUGCUCUUCGCCAUGCGGGUGCUCGCUUCGAAGCCGAUCAAAUGUGCGAUAUGGAUGAAGCGUGUCGAUCAGUGGCCGACGCCGACGAGAUUUGCCACGGAUUCGCCAAUGUCAAUGUGUACGCUACCACCGCCGUGUAUCAUUUUAUGUCGAGCCCCGGGCUGCAGCCCCGUAUGCACAUACAGCCGCCCCGCACCACCAGUCGACAGGCGCACGCGCAUGCCAUCGAGCAGCUGCAACGCUUCAGCCGCAAUUUCUCGUACGACGUCCGGGUGCUCGAGGAGCGUCAGCUGUACUUUGCCGCUCGCAUUUAUGAUCGCAAGGGCCCCGCGACGAGUGGACGUGGCUCUGGCUUCGAGAAGCAGCCGCUGAACGUGACGUUUUUCGUGGAAGCGGGCGAACUGCUCGACGUACGCGUCGGCGGCAGGGACGAGCACUUUGUCGGCGAGGAGGCACUGCUCCACUCCGAGUACAGCGUCUACCGCAGCAUCACCGCCGACUUUUGGCGCAACAUCACCGAGAAGACGAGCAUGAUGCCGAAUUUCGUGCAGCUGAUCUUCUACUACGCCCAGGUGUACCCGACCUGUUUCCUGUCGAAGUGCGCGGUUUGCGGGCAUGUGAUGCGCGACUUCGAGCCGCCCACCCGCUUCCACCACGGCCUCAAGCAGUUCACCCAUCCCAGCUGCUCGACCAUCAAGGAAUAUUAU